Molecule: messenger RNA, 4761 nt
Organism: Larimichthys crocea (large yellow croaker)
Lineage: Eukaryota; Metazoa; Chordata; Actinopteri; Sciaenidae
Gene: map3k12
Product: mitogen-activated protein kinase kinase kinase 12
Exons: 14
Coding region: 147-3032 (961 amino acids)
Biological process (GO): JNK cascade; protein autophosphorylation
Cellular component (GO): cytoplasm
Molecular function (GO): ATP binding; MAP kinase kinase kinase activity
Source: RefSeq, a predicted model, not a curated record
CAACGAUUUGCUCGUUAUCACCGACAAAUAGAAAAAAGCCGAGCCCACCCCUCACUUGACAACGCGACAUCAACCAGGCAGAAAGGCUUAUUUCUCAUCUUUCCACCCUCCAUCCACCCUAACCUGCUGUGUUGGGGAAACCCCUGAUGAGUGGGACCUGUAUCCAUGAGCCCCGUGCCCCUUCCCCCUCCCUGUCAGGCUUCAGCACCCCCAUCUCAGAACCCCCCUAUCGAAGACUCGAUGGAGACACCCCUGCCUGCACCCCCGAGACGGACCUGACCCCCACACAGUGUGUCCUCCGUAACGUGCUGUCCAUUGACACGGGUGGACAAGUGGUGCCGGGCGGCAGCAGCCCAACUCCCAGUGAUGGACCCUCCGCCCACUUUGACAACAGCGUGCUAAAACUACAUGAACAUGAGGCCUGCCAGUGUGGCGGCGGGGCCGAGGCCGGGCACAGUCCAGAGGCUGGCGCUGUUAGGAGCCAGUCCGAGAACAUUCGGCUACAAUCAGGAAGUGGAGGUUUUUUGGAGGGACUGUUUGGCUGCCUAAAACCAGUCUGGACCAUGAUUGGAAAGGCCUACUCCACUGAACACAAACACAGCCACGAAGGUCUGCAUAUAGAGUCCUGGGAGGUUCCCUUUGAGGAAAUCUCUGACCUGCAGUGGGUGGGCAGUGGCGCACAGGGGGCCGUCUUCCUCGGCAAGUUCCACGGAGAAGACGUGGCUGUAAAGAAAGUGCGGGACAUCAAAGAGACAGAGAUCAAACACCUCCGCAAACUCAAGCACCCCAACAUCAUCACUUUCAAGGGCGUGUGCACACAGGCUCCUUGUUAUUGCAUCUUAAUGGAAUACUGCGCUCAAGGCCAACUGUACGAGGUGCUGAGGGCGGGCCGUAAAAUCACCCCCUCCCUCCUGGUUGACUGGUCCAUGGGCAUUGCAGGUGGCAUGAACUACCUCCACCUCCACAAAAUUAUCCAUCGAGACCUGAAAUCCCCCAACAUGCUGAUUACACACGAUGACCUGGUAAAGAUCUCUGACUUCGGGACCUCAAAGGAGCUCAGUGACAAGAGCACCAAGAUGUCGUUUGCCGGCACUGUAGCUUGGAUGGCUCCUGAAGUAAUUCGUAAUGAGCCUGUGUCCGAAAAAGUGGACAUCUGGUCCUUUGGAGUGGUGCUGUGGGAGAUGUUAACUGGAGAGAUUCCUUAUAAAGAUGUGGACUCAUCUGCCAUCAUCUGGGGUGUGGGAAACAACAGCCUUCAGCUGCCCGUACCUGAGAGCUGCCCAGACGGCUUCAAAAUCCUCCUCAGACAGUGCUGGAACUGUAAGCCCAGGAAUAGGCCCUCUUUCCGUCAGAUCCUACUUCAUCUGGACAUAGCGUCAGCUGAUGUGCUGUCCACUCCACAAGAGACGUACUUCAAGUCUCAGGCUGAAUGGCGAGAAGAGGUGAAACAGCACUUUGAGAAGAUUAAAUCUGAGGGUACUUGUCUCCACCGACUCGAUGAGGAACUGAUCAACCGGCGUAGAGAGGAGCUCAGGCAUGCUUUGGACAUUCGCGAGCACUAUGAGAGGAAACUGGAGAGGGCUAACAACCUUUACAUGGAGCUCAGCGCUGUCAUGCUGCAGCUGGAGCUCAAAGAGAAAGAGUUGCAGAGGAGAGAGCAGUCUCUGGAUAAGAAGUAUCCAGGUUUGUUUAAGCACCACAGCUCCAGACAGAGCAGCUCCUCAAACUCCAUGGACAAACUCAUCAAGAAGAGAAAUGUCCCACAGAAACUGCCCUCAGGAAAGAGGCCAGACAUCCUCAAGUCUGAGGUAAUCAUUCCCAAAAUGGAUUCCUCUGUGAUGCAGGUCACUAUACCAGCCUGCCCGAGCAGGAGUUCCACUUCCCCCAGCCGUUCUCGAAGGGUAAAGACCCGCCAUCGCAAGCCUGGUAAGGGCAGUAGUGGGGACCUGGCUGGACUUAAGGCGAAUCAGUCCUCCCCUAAUAGGGACACAACUGCCCAGGCUAACAGUUUAACCACUAACACCUCCAAGCAGCUCCUGGAGCCCUCUGCAGCCCUGCGGGGCCUCAGCCAUGAGCAGCAGCAGAGGCAACUAUCCUCCUCCAGCCCUGACCUCAUCUGCACCACGCUAGAGGCAGAAGGCCAGGGAAAAGGGGAGCCCUCUGUAGGCGGGCUAGAGCGAGGGGGAAGCCUCAGUGCCUCUGCAGGUUUAGGGGGAUCGGAGGCGGGGGCAGCUGGUCUGGAUGAUCUCACAGAAACUCCUCCACGCAGUGACACGCCGAGCGAAGAUGCUGCAUCAUUUCCGUUCUCCAGCAGCCCAGACUCGCCAUGUGGUAGGGGGGCGGCAGCGGGACGAGGAUCUCUGGGAUCUCCACGUCUGCCUCACGAUGGAGAGGAUAAAGAUGAGGGGGCUGGUGCUGUGAGGUUGCCCCGGGGGGCAUCAGGGGGAAUUGGGAGUCAGCACCUCACUCCUUCAGCCAUUCUGUACAGGGCAGCUAUCACACGCAAACAGAGGCGUGGAGUGUCAUCAGAAGAGGAGGAGGGUGAAGUUGACAGCGAGGUUGAGUUACCACGGAGACGACGUCCGACCAGCAUCACCAAGUGCCAGUCGGUGUCUACCUUCAGCUCAGAAAACCUGUCGGUGUCGGAUGGCGAGGAGGGCCACACCACUGACCACUCUCACAGCGGUACCCCCGACGUGGUUAGCACUAACACGGACGACAGGUUGGACGAUCGGAGUGAUGACCUCCUCUCUCAGGGGUCGGAGAUCCCAGCGGACAACACUGACCCUGCACAGGCUUCUGACGGCCUGUCGGAGAGAGACGGAGCCCUGGGCCAGGGCAAAGCUCAGCUGGACGCUGGGCAGAAUCCUAAUGAGAGUCGGGCCCUGUGCGAUGACUCUGACUGCGACAGCGCCGAGCUGGAUCAGUCAGGUAGUGGAGAACCAAGCCGUCCUCCGAGUGCUGGAGCGUGGGCGUCGCCGUCUCAACCCUAUCAGGGGUCUCCACAGGGACCCCACACAGGACCUCCAUAGAUCACUUGGACACUAACAAAGACCUCCAGCUACCCUACAGUGAACAACCAUCACAGGCGUACACCAAUCUGUCAGUGCAGUACAUUACUGUUGUCAUGAGGGAUCUCACCUACUACACCACUCAGACUAUGACAAGUUGACUUAUGGUGUCUCAUAAGUUUGUUGGCUAGCAAAACUACAUCAGAUGACAUAGGACAUUUGUCAUAACCUGACAUCAGAUAUUUUGGCAGCUUGUGACAUCAAAUAAGUGUCAUUUAAGUUCAAGUAGGGUUUUUUUUUUAGGCAAAAUAGUUACCAAGGUAACCAGUAGCCAUUGCUCCAGUUCAGCAAAAACCCUUCCACAGACGCGCACGCACAAGAUACCGCACUCGUUGUCCUUUAAACACUCUAAUCCUCACUCUGGGAGCAUCCUCCAUGAUACUCCACACACUAAUGCAUUAAAUACUAAUGAAUAAUAAUGUAAAUAUCCAUUACAUACCACAUGAGAAAUAUCUAACUUUAUUUUAUUUGUAAGAUAAAAAUGUAAGACUAAAACGGUAUGCAGCCCUGUGAACAAAUGCAUGACUACAUGUUUAUAAUUUAUGGUUCGAAUGUGUCGGUUUUAUAUUUUGUGAAAGUUUACACUUUUUUAAAUCCUGAAAAGUAUUACUUAAGUUUUUUUGUUUUUUGUUAAUAAAUGUCAGCACUUAAGACAAAAAAAAGUCUAAAUGGAAUGAAAAUCUCACAGAGACAUCGACCAUGAUGCAUAAUUAGGAUUCUCAGUAUGUGAUAUAUUAUUUUUUUUAACCGUACGACUACUGAGUUUCAAAUACACGUAAGACACGCUUGAGGUUUUUUUAUUAAGCUUAUCAAAUGUGUGACAAGGUGGGAGACCUUUGCACUUCUGCCUUUGUAUACUGCUGUACCAGUUAAUGAUAUUGUUGCCUUUUUAAAUGUAGACUGUGCAUUUGAAAGGUAACGCGUGUGCUCAUGAAAAAAAUGAACUCUCACAUGCAUUACCAUUGCCAAGUAUGAUAAUAUCUCAGCAACAAAGACUGGUGCAGGUCCUUCAGUAGAAGAUUUAGCAUUAGCUAUCACUAUGGGCAUUUUUAUUUUUAAAUCGAUGCAGCAGAAUCAGAGAUGUUGCCUUCCUUAUCCGCACUUCCUUGUCAAAACCUGCUGCCUACAUUGGCCACAAUGCAACUAAAGUGACAAGAGUUGUGUCAGCGGCCAAUGUAGUCUCAAGCCGCUAGCCACGAAGAGAGGCGAGGAACAGCUACAGCAGCUACUUCUUUCUAACUCCACAUGCCAAGAUACUUUUUAAAAAAAUCUUCAAACUUGUAGUUCUUUGCUGACUCAAAUGACAUCACUUGAGGCAAAAAUGAUUAUGAAAACAUGAUCAUGAUUAUGAUCAUGAUUAAUGAUUAUGAAAACAUAAUUGUUUCCUCCCGAGGGUAAAUGUGUAAAAUCAUUGGAGGUCCCUUUAAAGUAACAAACCAAACAGACUCCUGUGGUUCACAAUGUUUUGAUAGGCUUCAUAAAAACCUCAACUGUUCCUUUUACCCUUUAAGAUAACUGCAGAAGUAGCCAGAUAAGGAAUAGAGCACUUCUCUGUGGUGGUUACUAGUAGACCAGUAAGUAUCCUUUGGGUUUGAAUAGAAAUGUUUUGUUUUUAUACAGCAUUGCACAUUGUACCUGUAACAUAGGAAUUAUAUCGAAAAGCAAAAUAUUAUGAGCAACAAUAAAUAAU